CGUCGGGGUUACGCCGGGGUAUGUCCAGGUUGAGGGCAGAUUCAAGAUGGCGGCCGCAGGGGGUACGCUGAGGUGCUUGGCCCGGUGUGGGCAGCUGGUGAGAGCCGGGCGUCUUCCAGGACCUCCUCGGCGGGGCUUCCACGCCUCUGUGCCUGCUGCUGCUCAGGUGACUGUCCGUGAUGCUUUAAAUCAGGCCCUGGAUGAGGAAAUAGAGAGGGAUGAGAGAGUUUUCUUGCUAGGGGAGGAAGUUGCUCAGUAUGAUGGUGCAUACAAGAUUAGCAGAGGACUCUGGAAGAAAUAUGGUGAUAAAAGAAUAAUCGAUACUCCUAUAUCAGAGAUGGGAUUUACUGGAAUUGCUGUAGGUGCUGCUAUGGCUGGCUUGAGGCCCAUUUGUGAAUUCAUGACCUUCAACUUCUCUAUGCAAGCCAUUGAUCAGAUCAUAAACUCGGCUGCCAAAACCUACUACAUGUCUUCUGGGUUGGUGCCUGUGCCCAUUGUCUUCAGGGGUCCAAACGGAGCCUCAGCAGGAGUAGCAGCCCAACAUUCGCAGUGUUUCGCAGCCUGGUAUGGGCACUGUCCCGGACUGAAAGUAGUGAGUCCUUGGAGCUCAGAGGAUGCAAAAGGUCUCCUCAAAACGUCAAUCCGGGAUGAUAAUCCAGUUGUAAUGCUGGAAAAUGAACUGAUGUAUGGUGUUCCCUUUGAAAUGUCUGAGGAAGCUCUGUCAAAGGACUUCCUUGUUCCUAUUGGGAAGGCUAAGAUAGAAAAACAAGGAACCCACCUUACCUUAGUGUCUCAUUCACGACCCGUUAGCCAUUGUAUGGAAGCAGCUGCUGUUCUUGCCAAAGAUGGGGUGGAAUGCGAGGUAAUAAAUCUGCGAACUAUUAGGCCAGUGGAUAUUGAAACCAUUGAGGCCAGUGUUAUGAAGACAAACCAUCUUGUAACAGUGGAGGGAGGCUGGCCACAGUUUGGGGUGGGAGCUGAAAUAUGUGCCAGGAUUAUGGAAGGUGCUGCUUUCAACCACUUGGAUGCUCCGGUUGUUCGUGUCACUGGUGCAGAUGUUCCUAUGCCUUAUGCAAAGACUUUGGAGGAGAACUGCAUACCUCAAGUAAAGGAUAUAAUAUUUGCAAUAAAGAAAACCCUAAAUAUCUAGUUUUCGUGUAUAUAUUUAAGCUUUUCUUCCAGACUUAAAUCUUUAAAAAUAUUUAUGGAACGCUUUUGUCAUUAAUAUUGCAAGCUGUGCCGGGGAAGGGGAGAAAGAAAGAUAUUGGAUGCAUAAUCUGUUACGAGGCCUAUAAUGCCUCCCAUCCUACUUCUAAGAAGAAAAUAUAAAGGGGGAAUUGACAGACUUCAUGUUUUGUAAUGUGUAUUUUAUGUAAAGAACUGUUAUUGUAGGGCAAUAUUGUUUAUCAUUGUAUAAUUGAUCGGUCUCACUUUAAGUGACAUCCUUAAUAUAUCAAGAAUCUUUUGCUCAUUUUGUAAUCUAUAAAGCUUGAAAGAAAGGACAUGAACAGAAACAGUUGUGUAAAAUUGGAAUACCCUUUUGCUGGCUGUGGGGCGGGGGAGAGCUUGUACUGUAGCUGCGGCAUGACCUUGUAAAGUCAUGCAUCUAUAUUAAAACAAACUUUGGUGCUGUGUU
Molecule: messenger RNA, 1636 nt
Organism: Eublepharis macularius
Lineage: Eukaryota; Metazoa; Chordata; Lepidosauria; Squamata; Eublepharidae
Gene: PDHB
Product: pyruvate dehydrogenase E1 subunit beta
Exons: 9
Coding region: 47-1150 (367 amino acids)
Biological process (GO): pyruvate decarboxylation to acetyl-CoA
Molecular function (GO): pyruvate dehydrogenase (acetyl-transferring) activity
Source: RefSeq, a predicted model, not a curated record